AUGGCAGGAACUGAAGAUGAAGUGGAAAAAGCUUCUCGCAGUAAUGAUUGGGAGGUCGUAUCUCUCACGGCGUCAACUUAUGCAGCUGCACCUGGUCCGGGUAAAGUUGAGUUGAAGGAUGAUGAUAAGGAAGAUGCAUAUGCACCAAAUGAAGCUGAGACAUCAAACGCUUUGUUCAUGUCUGGUCACUUUGCGUUUCCACCCAGUCGGCAUGAAAAUUUGCCAUUGGAACCUGAUUAUGGUGAGAUUCAAAAUGAAUCUGGAGAUAAAGAUAAUGCCUCUGAAGAGACUCGUGAAGAAGCUACCAGGCCUAGUGGAAAGGAGGAAGAAAACUUGACAUUAGCAGGGUUGGAUGUGUCAAAGGAGUUUGAGGGUAUGCAAUAUUAUGACGAGAAAAUCAACGAAUUAUCUGUUCAUGGAAAACAGUUUGAGGAAAGUACAGCUCUACCGGAUUUUGGUUUGACUGUAAAAGAGGAAAGUAUGUAUCACCCUGCAAAAUACACUUCUUUCCCCAGUGAAACAGAUAUUGGAACUUUGACAGCAUAUGGUGAAAGCAUAGUUGAGUCUGAAACAACCGAAUCAGCAGAGCAAGGGACAAAUGUAUCUCCUGAUGAUUUAUCACUGUCAAAGAACUCUUCCCAUGAUGACAAACAAAACCCUUCAGAUCUUCCUUGCAGAGCUUGGUGGAAGCGAAGAGCUGCCUCCAUAUAUGCUCAUGCAAAGGAGGCAAAUACAUUUUGGUCUGUUUUCAUUGCGGCCACAGUGAUGGGUCUGGUGAUGCUUGGUCAACGCUGGCAACGCGAAAAAGCUUUACAGCUUAAAUGGCAAAUCAAUAUCACUGAUGAGGCAAAGAGCAGGGCGCUUUCUCCCAUGAUUCGACUCAAAGAUGUGAUUGUUGGUGGCGGCCACCGCCGUGGCUCCUUUAUCAGGGAAAGCUCCCUCGCCGAAAGUUAA
Molecule: messenger RNA, 954 nt
Organism: Lathyrus sativus (Indian pea)
Lineage: Eukaryota; Viridiplantae; Streptophyta; Magnoliopsida; Fabales; Fabaceae
Source: the annotation of a GenBank genome assembly